Messenger RNA from Gekko japonicus, 1749 nucleotides. RefSeq names its product gastrula zinc finger protein XlCGF57.1-like. NCBI's taxonomy places the organism in Eukaryota, Metazoa, Chordata, Lepidosauria, Squamata, Gekkonidae. The transcript has a single exon. Gene Ontology annotation, cellular component: nucleus. The record is from RefSeq and is a predicted model, not a curated record. Gene Ontology annotation, molecular function: RNA polymerase II cis-regulatory region sequence-specific DNA binding; DNA-binding transcription factor activity, RNA polymerase II-specific. The annotation marks the transcript as partial. Gene Ontology annotation, biological process: central nervous system development; regulation of transcription by RNA polymerase II.
AUGCACAGUGGAAAGAAGACCCAUCAGUGCCUGAAGUGUGGAAGGACCAUGAUUCGCAGAUCAGAGUUCCUUAGACAUUUAAGAACACAUACAGGAGAGAAACCUUAUAGCUGCUCAGACUGUGGGAAGAGCUUCUCAGAGAAAUCAGACCUUCUGCGACACCAAAGAAUUCGUUCAGGAGAAAAGUCCUUUAUCUGUUCAGAAAGUGGAACGAUGUUCUUGGAUGGAAGAAAGGGUAAUAUAGAUUUUUCAAAGCACAGUAUAAUGAAGGCAUGUAAAUGCUUUCGGUGUGGAAAGUACUUCAGAUACAGAUCACAGCUUUUUGUGCACCAAAGGAUCCACUCAGGGGAGAAACCUUUUGAAUGCUCAGAAUGUGGGAAGAGAUUCAGUCUGAAUUGUAAUCUUCAAAGUCAUCUAAGAACCCACACAGGGGAGAAGCCUUUUGAAUGUUCAGAGUGUGGGAAGAGAUUCAGUCAGAGUAGCCAUCUUCAAAGUCAUCUAAGGACUCACACAGGGGAGAAGCCUUUUGAAUGCUCAGAGUGUGGGAAGAAAGUCAGCAACAGAAGCCAUCUUCAAAGUCAUCUAAGAACCCACACAGGGGAGAAGCCUUUUGAAUGCUCAGAGUGUGGGAAGAAAGUCAGCAACAGUAGCCAUCUUCAAAGUCAUCUAAGAACCCACACAGGGGAGAAGCCUUUUGAGUGCUCAGAGUGUGGGAAGAGAUUCAGUCAUAGUUUCCCUCUUAAACAGCACCAAAGAACCCACACAGGGGAGAAGCCUUUUGAGUGCUCAGAGUGUGGGAAGAGAUUCAGUUACAGUGGCCAUCUUCAGACUCAUCAAAGAACCCACACAGGGGAGAAGCCUUUUGAAUGCUCAGAGUGUGGGAAGAGAUUCAGUCGGAGUGGACAUCUUCAACCCAGUAGCGCUCUUAAACAACAUCUAAGAACCCACACAGGGGAGAAGCCUUUUGAAUGCUAUGAAUGUGGGAAGAGAUUCAGGAACAGUGGCCAUCUUCAAAAACAUCGAAGAACCCACACAGGGGAGAAGCCUUUUCAAUGCUCAGAGUGUGGGAAGAGAUUCAGUCAUAGUUUCCCUCUUAAACAGCACCAAAGAACCCACACAGGGGAGAAGCCUUUUGAAUGCUCAGAGUGUCGGAAGAGAUUCAGCGACAGUAGCGCUCUUAAACAACAUCUAAGAACCCACACAGGGGAAAAGCCUUUUGAAUGCUCAGAAUGUGGGAGGACAUUCAGCAUCAGUGGCAAUCUUCGAAAUCAUCAAAGAAUCCACACAGGGGAGAAGCCUUUUGAAUGCUCACAGUGUGGGAAGAGAUUCAGCAAUAGUGGCAAUCUUCAACAGCAUCAAAGAACACACACUGGGGAGAAGCCUUUUGAAUGCUCAGAGUGUGGAAAGAAAUUCAACAACAGUGGCAAUCUUCAAAAACAUCUAAGAACCCACACUGGGGAGAAGCCUUUUGAAUGCUUAGAGUGUGGGAAGAGAUUCAGCAACAGUGGCAGUCUUCAACUGCAUCAAAGAACCCACACAGGGGAGAAGCCUUUUGAAUGCUCAGAGUGUGGGAAGAGAUUCAGUCAGAACAGCAACCUUCAAACUCAUCUAAGAACCCACACAGGGGAGAAGCCUUUUGAAUGCUCAGUGUGUGGGAAGAAAGUUAGCAACAGUAGCCUUCUUCAAAGUCAUCUAAGAACCCACACAGGGGCGAAGGCUUUUGAAUGCUCAGAGUGUGGGAAGAGAUUC